GAUAAUGCUCAAUUGCUCAUUCACACUAUCUAGAGACUGGAGUUCAACAUCUUGUCUUCAAACUUACCCAAUUUCUCUACUCUGAAUUAUUGUAGCCAUGGAUCCCAAAGAUGUUGAGAUCUAUGGCAUGUUAGGCUUUGAAUGCAACCCAGACGGUUCAAUCACACGUCAACGAGAACUUCCUUCCACCUUCGAGCCGACAUCCGCCAUUGAUCCUUCCUUAGUCCUCGCAAAGGACAUCUCCAUCAACCAAUCCAAAAGCAUUUGGGCUCGAAUUAUCUUACCCAGAAACGCUGUUGAUUCUCAGCCUCUAUCCAAGCUGCCCCUCAUAGUCUACUUUCACGGUGGAGGAUUCAUGGUGUGUAAAGUCGACACGCCCAACUUUCAAGAUUUCUAUCGCCAUAUCGCCACUGAAGUAUCUGCGGUGGUAAUCUCCGUUGAGUACCGCCGCGCGCCGGAGCACCGGUUACCGGCGGCCUACUAUGAUUGUAUGGAAGCACUGUAUUGGAUAAAGAACAGCGACGAUGAGUGGCUCGCAAAAUACGUUGACUUUUCUAGAUGUUUUCUGAUGGGCACAAGCGCCGGUGGCAACAUAGCCUACCGGGUGGGUAUAAGCGCAUCAUCGUUUAGUACGGAGCUGAAGCCAUUAGAGAUCAGAGGGCUGAUAUUACACCACCCAUAUUUCGGAGGGAAAGAGAGGACCGCAUCGGAACUAAGAUCGGUGGAUGACAAGCUUUUUCCUUUGCGCCUAAAUGAUCUGAUGUGGGAGACGGCACUUCCGGCCGGCGCUGACCGAGAUCACGUUUACUGCAAUGCGGUGGUGGAGAUCCGGUCAAAUCCCGGCAUGUUUGAUCAGGUGAAACCUCUGGGGUUGAAGAUUAUGGUGUCGGGUUGCGGUGGGGAUCCAUUGGUUGACCGCCAAGUUGAGGUUUUGAAUGCUUUGAGAGACGCCGGCGUGGAAGUGGUGGGCAGGAUUAUUGAGGGAGGCCACCAUGGCCUUGAAAUUGCCGAUCCAUUGAAAGCUAAAGAGUUGUGUAUUGCGAUAAAGGAGUUUGUAGCAUCAUAAUUUGUUCCGUCGAAACCUAUUUUCACCAGUUCAAUCUUCACCGACUGUAGCUGCCUUUGGUGGUCAAGAAUAUUGAAAAUAAUAUAAAUAAAGUCGGCUUUGUAAUAUUACUUCAACUAGUAUGUCACAUGUCACUCCCCAUGUUGAAUAAUUAUAUUAUUUAUAAAA
Molecule: messenger RNA, 1234 nt
Organism: Ipomoea nil (Japanese morning glory)
Lineage: Eukaryota; Viridiplantae; Streptophyta; Magnoliopsida; Solanales; Convolvulaceae
Product: carboxylesterase 1-like
Exons: 1
Coding region: 98-1066 (322 amino acids)
Molecular function (GO): hydrolase activity
Source: RefSeq, a predicted model, not a curated record